This is a messenger RNA of Lottia gigantea (owl limpet), 1659 nucleotides long. RefSeq lists its product as hypothetical. The transcript is spliced from 2 exons. Bases 1 to 1659 code for a protein of 552 amino acids. Gene Ontology annotation, cellular component: mitochondrial inner membrane. Lineage: Eukaryota; Metazoa; Mollusca; Gastropoda; Lottiidae. The record is from RefSeq and is a predicted model, not a curated record. Gene Ontology annotation, molecular function: choline dehydrogenase activity; flavin adenine dinucleotide binding.
AUGGUGAUGUCCAGGAAAAAUUUCCCUCAUUCAGGGUCUGCUGGUUGUGUCUUGGCCAACCGCCUGACUGAGAAUGAAAAGAAUGAUGUAGCGUUGUUGGAGGCAGGCCCUAAGGAUGAUGCGUGGACCAUCCACAUGCCAGCUGCACUGAUGUACAAUCUGUGUGAUGAUGAUUAUAAUUGGUUUUAUCAUACUGAGCCUGAAAAACAUAUGAACAACAGAGUCAUGUAUUGGCCAAGGGGUAGAGUUUGGGGUGGGUCAUCUUCUUUGAAUGCCAUGGUGUAUAUCAGAGGCCAUGCCCAUGAUUAUGACAGAUGGGAGACUGAGGGAGCUGAAGGAUGGUCAUAUGCUGAUUGUCUCCCUUACUUUAAAAAAGCACAAGCUCAUGAAUUAGGAGCAGACAAAUAUCGAGGUGGAGAUGGUCCCCUACAUGUUUCUCGAGGUAAAACUGAACAUCCAUUACAUCAUGCUUUUGUUGAGGCUGGUCAACAGGCCGGUUACCCUUUCACAUCAGAUAUGAAUGGUUAUCAGCAGGAGGGUGUUGGUUGGAUGGAUAUGACAGUACACAAGGGAAAGAGAUGGAGUACUGCAUCAGCCUAUUUGAGACCUGUUCUUUUUCGUCCCAACCUUACCACUGAGAACAAUGCCUUAGCUACCAAAAUCAUCUUUGAUGGAGACAGAGCCAUUGGAUUAGAAUAUGAACACAAUGGUCAACCUAAAACUAUUUUGGCAAGGAAGGAAGUUAUUUUGAGUGGUGGUUCCAUUAAUUCACCCCAGUUACUCCAGCUGUCUGGUAUAGGUAAUGCUGAUGAACUCAAGGCACUGGAUAUACCACUCAAACAGCACCUUCCUGGUGUGGGUGAAAAUCUACAAGACCAUUUGGAAGUGUAUAUUCAGCAGAAAUCCUUGAAGAAUAACACCUUGUAUUCUGCUCAAUGGAAAUUUCCACAUAAUAUGAUCAGAAUUGGAUUGGAAUGGUUUACCAUGAACACAGGAUAUGGUGCUACUAGUCAUUUAGAAUCUGGAGGCUUUAUUCGCAGCAAACCUGGAAUCACACAUCCUGAUAUUCAGUACCAUUUCUUACCAUCCACUGUCAAUGAUCAUGGCAGAAAAAUCGGACCUUGUCAUGCCUACCAACUUCAUGUUGGCACCCUGAGAGCCGGUAGCCGUGGUCACCUAAAAUUAAGAUCUAGAAAUCCAAAAGAUCAUCCCAAAAUAGUUGCCAAUUAUUUCUCAGAUCCAGAUGAUAUUGUUGACAUGAGAAACAGUGUCCAUCUGUCGAGAGAAAUUUUUGCCCAGAAGGCUUUUGAUGAAUUCAGGGGACCAGAAUUAGCACCUGGUGAAGGUGUCAAGUCUGACAAAGAAAUUGACGAAUUCCUAAGAAACAUGGCCGACAGUGCUUACCACCCAUCAUGCACUUGUAAAAUGGGUGGAGAAUGGGAUAGAAUGGCAGUUGUAGAUAACCAAGGUCGGGUCCAUGGUUUGAAAGGUUUACGAGUAGUUGAUGCAUCAAUUAUGCCUAGUAUUGCUAGUGGUAACCUGAACUCACCAACAAUUAUGAUUGCUGAAAAGAUUGCUGAUAGAAUUCUGGAUAAAGCACCUUUACCCAAGUCCUCAGCCCCUGUUUACAAACCACCCUCGCUAGAUAAACAAAGAUGA